AUCAUGGACGGACGCUGGCACCCGCAAUGCCGCCACUUUAUAUCCAUGUCGACAAGGUUUCAGGACUGCAUGAAACCGAACUGCGUCUUCAGCUCGAGACACGAGCAUGGCUCAGGAGGCAAGUCACCAACAUGCAUCCGGAUGAUGCAAUUACCUGUGAAGAAUCCCAUACGUAUCAGUCCCGCGCUGUGUGCGGACUGUGCCAUCAUAGACGCAGAGCUCCGUAGGGGCCCGGACGACGAAUUGACUGCCCGAAGAAGGGACUGA
Messenger RNA from Punctularia strigosozonata HHB-11173 SS5, 267 nucleotides. RefSeq lists its product as uncharacterized. The record is from RefSeq and is a predicted model, not a curated record. The transcript is spliced from 2 exons. Lineage: Eukaryota; Fungi; Basidiomycota; Agaricomycetes; Corticiales; Punctulariaceae. The annotation marks the transcript as partial.